Messenger RNA from Momordica charantia (bitter melon), 2048 nucleotides. RefSeq names its product CBS domain protein with a domain protein (DUF21). Lineage: Eukaryota; Viridiplantae; Streptophyta; Magnoliopsida; Cucurbitales; Cucurbitaceae. Gene Ontology annotation, cellular component: cytoplasm. Gene Ontology annotation, biological process: intracellular manganese ion homeostasis; magnesium ion homeostasis. The record is from RefSeq and is a predicted model, not a curated record.
CAUCAUCGGCGUCUCUUUCUUCUACUUCCAGUCACCAAUGGAAAACUCCAGAGCUGCAAUCAUCCAUACUUUCAGUCAGUCCAAUUCAUUUUGCACCUUCUUUUUCAAAUGCACGACCACCAGCCAUUGCUGCCGGUGCUGCUGCUACACCAAUGCCUUUUUCAAGGAGAUCAUUUCAGAACAUUUUCUCAGCGGUCCAGAAGCGUCAAAGUGUUUGAUAAAUUGGUCCGGCAACAGCAAACACAAUGCAGCAUCACAUUUUGUAGCAAAAUUUUCGACUUCCAGGAGCUUUGUAUUAACAAAUAAAGAGAUGGCUGCAAAUGAUGUUCCAUGCUGUGAGCCAAGGUUCUGGAUGUAUCUUUUGAUAUGUGUAGGUUUGGUUGCUUUUGCUGGUCUUAUGUCAGGCCUUACGUUAGGACUUAUGUCGCUCAGCUUGGUUGAUCUCGAGGUUCUUGCCAAGUCUGGCAGGCCGGACGACCGCAAAAAUGCAGCUAAGAUUCUGCCUAUAGUAAAAAAACAGCACUUGCUUCUUUGCACACUCCUCAUAAGCAAUGCAAUGGCAAUGGAGGCCCUGCCUAUCUUCAUUGAUGCACUGCUGCCGGCUUGGGGUGCAAUUGUGAUAUCAGUCACUCUCAUACUUGCAUUUGGAGAGAUUAUUCCUCAAUCUAUUUGUUCAAGGUAUGGACUGAGUGUUGGUGCAAAGCUGUCUGUUGUUGUUCGAGUGCUUCUUGUGGUCCUCUUUCCUUUGUCUUACCCCAUCAGUAAGUUACUGGAUUGGCUUCUGGGCAAGGGGCAUUCUGCACUUCUGAGAAGGGCAGAGCUCAAGACAUUUGUGGAUAUGCAUGGGAACAAGGCAGGCAAAGGUGGAGAACUGACCCAAGAAGAGACUACCAUAAUCACUGGAGCUUUGGACAUGACACUCAAAACUGCCAAAGAUGCUAUGACCCCUUUAUCCAAAUUGUUUUCACUGGAUAUAAACUCCAAACUUGAUGAGAAAACUAUGGAGCUGAUCUUGAGAAAGGGACAUAGUCGAGUGCCGAUAUACUCGGGACAUCCAACUAAUAUCAUUGGCAUUAUUUUGGUUAAAAAUCUGAUCAAAUUUCAUCCGCAGGAUGAGACUCCCAUCAGAAAUCUCACGAUCAGAAAAGUUCCAAGGGUACACGAGAACUUACCUCUCUACGACAUAUUGAACCAGUUCCAACAGGGACACAGUCAUAUGGCCGUUGUCAUUAAGAGCCACAAGGAAGUCAGAGAGCCUGCAGAUUCAACAACUGUGGAUUCUAACAAACCAGAACUCGAAACCACGACACCGAUAACUGAGAUGGAAUUAGGACAUAUUAAGCUGCAGAUAUCGAAUAUUUGUUCAAAUGGUGAUGACAAUACAAAUGGAAAAUCAAUGCCAGAUUUUGAUGAAGAUGUUAUUGGUAUCAUAACCCUGGAGGAUGUCAUGGAAGAACUUUUACAGGAAGAGAUAUUGGAUGAGACUGAUGAAUAUGUUGCUGUCCAUAACAAGCUGAAAGUUAAUAUGAGUGCAUUAAGGAGAUCAACAUCAGGAUCACCAGGAGGACCCCAUCUGCGCUGGAUAUCACCAGUGGCAUCCCCACUUUCUUCAUACCAUCACUCUCCACUUUCUUCUUCAUACAAUCACUCUCCAAUUCCCCCACAUAUUCAGUCCCCAUUUACACCACCACCUCUCUCUUCAUCCCCAGGAAAUUACUUGCAGUCUUCUACAGCUGCAUCUGCAGCUGAUGCCUCACCAUCUUCCCAUAAGGUCUCAAGGAAAUCAUAUGAGAAGUUGAGACAGCCAGUUGGAUCAUAGAACACAAAAUUUAUUGUUUGGUGCAAUGUAUCAAAAGUAAAAGAAACUCCCCAUAGACAUUUAACCAAAAUAAAACAAUCAUGUCAUUCUAUAUGCACAUUUCUCUUGAUUUCUAAGUCUGAUUUUGGAGACGUGGGCUAUUUGCAAUCCGACUUAAGAAACUUUCCUGUUCCUUAAAUUUGAUUUUCAAAAUUUCUUGUAAAUUCAAAUGAAGCGUGGAGAAACGAGA